This is a messenger RNA of Vombatus ursinus (common wombat), 5281 nucleotides long. RefSeq names its product chromosome unknown C1orf35 homolog (gene CUNH1orf35). Lineage: Eukaryota; Metazoa; Chordata; Mammalia; Diprotodontia; Vombatidae. The transcript is spliced from 9 exons. The record is from RefSeq and is a predicted model, not a curated record. Bases 162 to 995 code for a protein of 277 amino acids.
GCUGUAACGGUGGCCGCGUCCUCUUUCGCUCGGCUCCGGCCCACGCUCUCCGCUCCGCUGUGGUCUGUCCCGCGACUAGUUUUGUGGCGGCGGAUGAGCCUCCCGAAAAGCUGCGGAACUUGGGGUACUUGGGUGACUGACUUCACAGACUGUUCCUAAAGAUGUUUGGCUCUUCACGUGGGGGUGUUCGAGGUGGACAAGACCAGUUCAACUGGGAAGAUGUGAAGACAGAUAAACAAAGGGAGAACUACCUGGGGAACUCCCUGAUGGCUCCUGUGGGCAGGUGGCAGAAGGGCCGUGACCUCACCUGGUAUGCCAAAGGCAAGAAAGGCGACGUGACCCUGAGCCGAGAAGAGGAGCUAGCCGCUGUGCGCCAGGCUGAGCAAGAGGCCCUCCUGGCUGCUUUAGGCUAUAAGAGUGUGAGGAAGCAGCCCACAGGACUGAGCAAAGAGGACUUUGUGGAAAUCUGCAAGCGGGAAGGGACUGAUCGUGAGGAGAAGGAUGUAGACCAGCUGUCAGGCCUGGGGAGCUCCAGUGGUUCUGCUGGACGGGUGAUGCUCUCCAAAGAAGACAGAGAAGCUGCCAAGCUGGGGCUGUCUGUGUUUACGCAUCACAAGGUGGAGAGCAGUGCCACAGCGAUGCCAGCAUCCCCACCCGUGGCCAAGCGGAAAACAGACACGAGGCCUGAGAGCCACAAGAAAGUCAAGAAAGAGAAGAAGAAGAAGAAAAAGAAGAAACACAAGAAAGAGAAGAAGAAAGAGAAACAUUCUAAGAGGCAUCCCACGUCAUUGUCCCCCUCCCCCUCCCCAGACAGGCACAGAACCACCCAAUACCCUGCCUCACCUUCCCCUUCAUCCCGGUCCCACGCACCCAGGAGCAGGCACAAUACGGACUCUUUGGACGGUGGUCGCUCCUCCCCCAGCCACAAGAGAAGGAACCGGAGCCCUGAGGCUCAGCUCCGGCACAAGAGGCAGCGGCACGACUCGGAUGACUGAGCGAACCUUGACCCUGGAAAGCAGAUGGUACACACAGGGACCCCUCCCUCCCCCAGUCCUAGAGUCCUGUGAGCUUGUUCCCCUGGGCUGAAAGGCCACAGCCCUCACACCUGCCUUUGGAGGAGCCUGAGCUCUCCGAUGCCUCUGCAGUGACGGGCUUCCUUGUCCAUUGAAGGGCAGGUGUGUCUUUCUCUGUUUGAAGGGAUGCUACCUCCUAUCCUGCCCCGCCCCCCAACUCUGUUCCCAGUAAAGUUUUUUCUGUCUAGGUGCUUGCUUCUCAGGGAGUUUUACGCCCAGCUGGGGUGAAGGGCAGAUGUCUGGGUCUUGGCUCCUUUGUCCCAGAUCUGUUCCCCUCAGAUGACUUCAGCUUUGUUCAUAGGAAGGAAAGAAGCACAUUCCUUGCUUAGCAAAAAAGACUUGGGGGCAGGAAAGCUGCAUUCUGAUCCUGACUUUGCCUCCACAAGUCAUUUGAGCAUAUAUGUGUCACCUGGCUUCCUAAGAUUUCACUUCUCCUUCUAUAAUGAUUCUUUUUACUCCCUAUCUUACAGGGUUGUGGGAGUGAAGAAAGUGCCUUAUUAAUCUUUAAGGGCUGUAGAAAGGUAAAUUAAGAAGUAGCUUUCUGACCUGGGACAAGGCAGGUCCCUUCUGUGGCCUCUCUUUUCUUACUUAUGCAGAUGAUGACGUCCUGGGAUUCGAUAUUACACAGUGACCUUGGGCUGUGAUUUUACAAACAUUUCCUGUUUUAAGGUCUUACAGCUUGUACAUCUGUGAUUCCUGAUUUCCACUGAAAUACUGAAGAGGGGGGACUGUUUUAACCAUCACUAGACCUGAUAAAUCCAAGUGAACAUUGUGCCUCUUUCAAGAAGGCAGUCAUUGCCCAGGCCUCAUUUAGGAUGCCAUGGAGCCUGGCCUUCAGCACUUGCUUAUACCAUGUUAAUAAUGGCUUCCAUUGCUACUACACUUUCCACACAGCAGCUCUGGGAUAUUAUUAUCCCCAUUUAUCUUUUUUAUCCCCGUUUUACAGAUGAGGAAACAUUCAGAGGAGUAACUUGCCCAGGUCACACAGUACCUGCAGCAGCUCAGAUUCAAAUACAAGCCUCAAGACUUAAGACACGGCCUCUUCUCAGUGACCUCAGUCUAUAUUUGGUUCUAGUUCCUCACUGGCCGCAGACCUUCAUCCUUCAAGGGUGGAUUUGAGCUUUUAUAGAGAACAAAACACCAGUGAGUCUGGAAGAUUUGGAUACCAAAUGCAGGGGAGAGGGGGUGCUGCCUGUGCUCACCAACUCUGGUGUGUGAGGAGGAGCCUGUCUUGCCUAGGAUUGUUCCUCAGCUUCUGGAAGAUCAAGCCAGGUUAGGAGCAGCAGCAUUACUGGGGCAGCUUGACAUAGGAACAGGGUCAUGAGUGGGUGACACUUGAGAUUGGGGUGGGUUCUAGAGCACUGCAAGACUCUAGAACCCACAGACUCCCAGGUUGAGGUGGGUCUUUUGUUGGAUUUCAAAGGACCUUUGGCAUCAGGAACAGUGGUAUAAAAGUAGCCUCUGGGAGGCUCUUGUGUCCCUGGGCUGAAAGGCCAAAGCCCUCACACCUGCCUUUGGAGGAGCCUGAGCUCUCCGAUGCCUCUGCAGUGACAGGGCUUCCUUGUCCAUUGAGGGGCAGAUGUGUCUUUCUCUGUUUGAAAGGAUGCUACCUCCUACCCUGCCCCGCCCCCCCACUCAGUUCCCAGUAGAACUUUUCUUUGUCUGCGUCCUUGCUUCUCAGGGAGUUUUGUGCCCAGGUGGAGUGAAAAGUAGGCCAAGUGGUACGCCUCAGUAAGACUGUUGGAUUUCGAGCAGGAAAGGACCUUGAGAGAGCCUCUAGUCUGAGGUUCUUAACCUUUUUUGACUCAUAGACCCCUUUGGCAGUCUGGUGAAGAAUAAUGUUUAACUUCUAAUUAUAAUCACUAGUAGCUCCUCAGAAUAAUGGCUUUUUUAAAAAAAAAUUCAUCAUUGAAGGAAAUACUCAGUUUCAGGUAGAAGUUAAUAAAUGAAUUUUUUUCUCCCCCAAAUUCACAGACCCCCAGAAUCUCUGUAUGGGCUCCAGGUUAAGAAGUCUUGCUGUGGUCUAGUCCUGUCCUUUUAGAGAGGCCUGAACAGAGGAAGUAAUAGCCCACUGAGCCCUUGUGGCCCAUGCAGGCACUGAGACCUACGAGGAAGGGUGAGAGAAGAGGGGGAGGAGGAUUUGAGGUGUGGGGACCCCUAUGGAAGGAGUGGGAAGCACCUGAAUGAAGUCACUGGAGGGACACCAGCCAGGAUGAUCAUGGGAUGGAGGGUGGAAGGGUCCUGAGAAGGCUUCUGUUCCACCUCUUUAUUUUGCAGAGCAGGAAACUGAAGCCCAGAGAGGUUUCCUUAUUCAAGGUCACAGAGCCAGGGUUGGAAUCCAAAACUUGUGACUCCCAAAUCUUGCCUUGAUUCUGCUCUCCAUGAGUUGGCUCAUUAGCUCAGAGGAAAGGGGGGCCUUAGGUAUUACUGGUUAACAGUACUUCAUUUUGCAGAGAAGGAAACUGAGGCAGAGGGAAGAAGACUUGCUCAGGAUCACACAAGUAGUAAAUACAUCAUGGUGUUAGUAUCUGAAUCCAAACCCUGACUCAAAUCCAGUGUUCUUGCACAUGCUGAUUAAGAAGAAUUUGCAAAGUAAAUGAACCUCUUCAUUUUGUAGAUGAGAAAACUCCAAGAAGCCUUCCCUGAUUUCUCCCUGCCAGAAAUGGUUUCCCUUCUCUGACUCACCAGAGUAGUCUGUCCCUCUUAUGUGUGACCUGUGCAGUUAUCUGUCCUCUCCCCUACAGAUCCACUUUUGUAAACCUCGUCCUUCACACCACUGCCGGGAAGUAGGCAGGGCAAGGACCAUCUCCCCUGCUCUGUAGGGGAAGUGAGCUUGGAGACAAGGGAUGAGCACCUAGGUGCCUUGUGCACCUCCCCCAGGCUGAGAACCCAGGACCCUCCAUGUAGUAGGUGCCACCAGCUGGCUAGUGAAAGACUGUUAACACUGCCCUCCAUGAGGGAAGGGACUGUUCCACUGCAGUUUUUGUUAGCUAUGUUAUCAGUGACGAUCUGAUUGCUGGCACGUGACUUCCACAUCUCUGUAUCCACCUAGACUUGUCCUGAGUCAUCACCAGUUGUCUGCUAGAUGUUGCUGCCUUGUGACCCUGGCAAGGACCUUAGAGCCUUCAUCUGUAAAAUGAGGAAACCCACUAGGUGGCCCCUAAGGUCUCUUCCAGCUUUACAUGAUUGUGUCCAGAACAGUUCAUCACCCUUUAUCUUGCCCUUGCUCCAGACUUCUCUCGAGGACAGUGCCACCCUCCUAGUCACCCAGGGUGUACCUGGAAGAGUCCGUGACUCUUCAUGCCCUUGCUUUCAGCCAGUCUCUUGCCAGCUUGGGUUGAUUCUACCUCCACAAUCUUUCUGACUUCCCUUCACUCUCUUGGCCACUACCCUUGGUUCAAUCCCUUGUCACAUCUCAGUAACGUACUGAGUGGCCUCCAUGUUCCAUCUCUCCCCUCUCUGGUCUGUCUUCCACAUAGAGGCCUCCUUAGGACAGGUCUGUCUACAGUCUCUUUUGCUCAGAAACCUUCAGUGGCUCCCUCUUACCUGUAGGAUAAUAUCCAAAAUGAACUUCAUGGCCUGGCAUGUGAGGUCCUUCAUAACUGGCCUCCAACUUCCCUUUCAAGCAUUUCCUUUCUGUGUUCUAACCCAACUGGAUAAUUGGCCAUUUGUUUCCAGAACAUUAAUGGAGGCUUUCUCCCCGUGCCUUUGUUCUUUCUGCCUCUGUUGUCCACAUCUGUCAAGGCCUGGCUCAGCUGUCAUCUCAGUGAAGCUGUCAUGGGCCUCUUCUCUCUCGAUAUUGUCUCACUGGUAACAGUUAUUGUCUCUAUGCAGAUGAUUCCCACACCUACAGAUCCGGGCCUAGUCUCUCCUCAGCUCCCUUCUCAGGUACCAGCUGCCUUUUGGACGUCUCCAACUCAGCAUAUCUAAAACUACUCAUCUUUAUUCCAAAACCCACCUUCCAAACUUCCCUAUUAAUGUAGUGGGCAUGAUCCUCCAGUUACCUAGAUUUGCCCACGCCUCACUUGCUCUCACCCCACAGUCAGCCUUUUGCCAAAUCUAUCUUCACAACAUCUCUCCAAUAUGAUGCUGCCAUCACCCUGGUGCAGGCUCUUGUGUCUGAAGUCUUACAGUAGCUGCUGGUGGGUCUGCCCACCCUAUGUCUCUCUUCCCCUCUAUCCUCCACUUAGCUGUCAAAUUGUUUUUUU